AUGCAGACAUUAAUUUUGUGGUCACUAUUGGGAUUGCUUGUGACCAAAGUCAGUGCUGCUACUACCACUAUUUCAACACCAACAACCUUGUCUGGUGAUCAAACGUUUUCUGAUGAUAUCGUAAUUGAAUCAGGUGCUACUCUUGCAUUAGUAUCUGGUUCUUCAUAUUCUUUCAAUGGCAAUAUUGACGUUAAAGGUUCUUUAGAUAUUAUCGGUGAUUCAACAAACGGGUUAACUAGUCUACAAUUUGGUUCUACUACAACAAUUACAAACAGUGGUAAUAUCAACAUCGAAAAUAUUAAAUCAGCAGGUUCUGCUAGUGAUUUUGUUAUUGCACCUGCAAGUAUAAAUAACUCUGGUACAUUUACUGUCUCACAAUUAAAUGCUGCUGCUACUGUGCCAGGUACUAAUUUUACUAUAGCUCCAACUGGUUCCUUUAUUAACACAGGUACUAUUGAUUUUGACACAGCUGGUAAAGGUGGUACCACAAAUGGGUUCCUUUACCUUGGUACCAUGACAAAUAAUGGCGUCAUCAAAUCUGGUGGGUUUUCGGACUUGAUAUCUGACCCAUUCUUUUUUACUCGUAGUAGAUACAAGAUGAAAGGUAUUGUCUUCAAUAAUCCUAUAGAAGGUGAAGGUGAAGUCACCGGUACUAAGGGAGCUGUAAUUGUUCUUAACAAGAGUGAUAUUGGAGAGCAAACUUUCAGUGUUCAUGAGGGUAUGUAUAUUCUAAAUCCAAAAGUUGUACCAAGUUCGUUUAAAGUUGUGAAUUUUAUUGGAUCAGAGUUUGUUUUCUUAGGUGUAAAGUAUGAAGAAUGGAGGACUGAGAAUUUUGGCACGAUUAAUGGUCCACACUUUAAUGUUGGAAUAGAUGGUCACCAUUACUGGUUCAACACAACCUGUCCAGUCAGGGAAACCGACUGUUUUGAAACUGAUAUUGAUGUUACGCCAUAUAAAGCGCCUUAUCGAUUUUAUGGUGCAAUUUUACACAUAAACAAUAUAAUAGAACAGAAAUGUCCAUUUUCUGAUCCAAUUACAAAGACAACAGUUACUACUAUGAAUUCUGUUAGUGAACCUACAACUUUUUCAACCAUAACAACAUCCAUAGUUAAUGAGUAUAAAUAUACCGUACCUGAAAUUAUCUAUUAUGUUGCUGUACCUCCAUUAUCUACCACCUAUACAACCAUAACUACGUUGAUCUCCAAUCCUAUCACAUCAACAUACACCACAACCAUUAAUAAUACAGUUGGGUUUACCACUCAAGAAGUUGUUGUUGUUGUGAUCACCCCAUCACCAUCGACCUCCUACACUACUACUACUGCAGAUAUUUCUGCCCCAACAACAUCUACUUACACUACUACAGUUGUUGAUAGCAAUGGUUCUUCCUCUCCAGAAGCUGUUGUGGUGGUGAUUACUCCAUCUCCAUCUACCACCUACACUACUACUACUGCAGAUAUUUCUGCUCCAACUACAACCACCUACACAACCACUGUCACUGAUAGCAACGGCUCUUCAUCUCCAGAGGUUGUUGUUGUAGUUAUUACUUCUGCUCCAUCUACCACCUACACCACUACCACAGGUCCAGUUUCUGCCCCAACCACAUCUACCUUCACCACCACUGUUACUGAUAGCAAUGGCUCUUCCUCUCCAGAGGUUGUUGUUGUUGUGAUCACUCCAGCUCCAUCUACCUUCUAUACGACCACUACUGGGGAUGUCUCUGCCUUGACCACAUCUACCUUCACCACCACUAUUACUAACAGCAAUGGCUCUUCCUCUCCAGAGGUUGUUGUUGUUGUGAUCACUCCAGCUCCAUCUACCUUCUAUACGACCACUACUGGGGAUGUCUCUGCCUUGACCACAUCUACCUUCACCACCACUAUUACUAACAGCAAUGGCUCUUCCUCUCCAGAGGUUGUUGUUGUUGUAAUCACCCCAUCUCCAAGUGGCCCAACUAUCUACACCACUACUACUGCGGAUGUUUCUGCUCCAACUACAACCACCUACACAACCACUGUUACUGAUAGCAAUGGCUCUUCCUCUCCAGAGGUUGUUGUUGUUGUGAUCACUCCAGCUCCAUCUACCUUCUAUACGACCACUACUGGGGAUGUCUCUGCCUUGACCACAUCUACCUUCACCACCACUAUUACUAACAGCAAUGGCUCUUCCUCUCCAGAGGUUGUUGUUGUUGUAAUCACCCCAUCUCCAAGUGGCCCAACUAUCUACACCACUACUACUGCGGAUGUUUCUGCUCCAACUACAACCACCUACACAACCACUGUUACUGAUAGCAAUGGCUCUUCCUCUCCAGAGGUUGUUGUUGUUGUGAUCACCCCAUCUCCAAGUGGCCCAACUAUCUACACCACUACUACUGCGGAUGUUUCUGCUCCAACUACAACCACCUACACAACCACUGUUACUGAUAGCAAUGGCUCUUCCUCUCCAGAGGUUGUUGUUGUUGUGAUCACUCCAGCUCCAUCUACCUUCUAUACGACCACUACUGGGGAUGUCUCUGCCUUGACCACAUCUACCUUCACCACCACUAUUACUAACAGCAAUGGCUCUUCCUCUCCAGAGGUUGUUGUUGUUGUGAUCACUCCAGCUCCAUCUACCUUAUCCACUACUACCACUGGUGCAGUCACUGUCCCAAUCACAUCUACCUACACAACUGUAGUCACUGACAGUAAUGGCUCUUCCUCUACUGAAGUUGUUGUUGUUAUAAUCACACCAUCUCCAUUUAGUAGCUUUAUGACAUCACCAAUUUCUGUACCAUCUCCUCUCUAUGGAAACUCCACUAUAUCUGGUGAAAAGAUUGAAUCUACUUUGAGUGGCACUCUAGUUGUUCUGACUACGGUUGUUAAUGGAGUUACUAUGACUACAACUUAUUGUCCAGAACCAUCUGCAACUUCUGAAACAAGUAUGACUGCUAUCAUUGGACAUAGUUCUAUUGAAUCUGUUUAUUCAAAGAACCAACAAGAAGAGACUAACUCAUUUACUACUGCUACAAAUGUGACUCCAGUUAUUUCUGUUACUUCUACCACCCCUGGUCCAGCAUUUACCAAUGGUAAAAAUCACCCAACAUCUAGAAACUCUAGAACAUCUACCACUGUAAUCGGUAAUAAUGAGUCUAGAAGAUCAGAAACAUCGAUGCCUUUAAUGGUGCCACAAGUUUCCCAAUAUGUUUCUGAACAGCCAUCCUCAUCAUCAAUUGCUAUCACAGUACCUCAUGAAGGUGUACCUUCUCUUGUAUCAUAUGAAGGUAAAGGUAGCACCAUGUAUAUGAUGAAGUGGAGUGUUGCCCAUUGCAUUGGUUUAUUAUUAUUCAUGGUAAUUUAA
Messenger RNA from Arxiozyma heterogenica, 3333 nucleotides. RefSeq lists its product as uncharacterized. The transcript has a single exon. Lineage: Eukaryota; Fungi; Ascomycota; Saccharomycetes; Saccharomycetales; Saccharomycetaceae. Bases 1 to 3333 code for a protein of 1110 amino acids. The record is from RefSeq and is a predicted model, not a curated record.